CUCAGGGAGUUUAUUUUGAUGUUAAGGAGAUCCUGGGAAAUUAAGUAAACUCACUCCGCUUAAAUAUUGUUCCUAUUCUGGACAUUUAAAACCGCACUUGUAAAUCGUUUCUUAGCAGGUUCAGCUUAAAACUACGUCGCUUUGAGGUGAACUGAAGCCCAGAAGCAGUUAAGCACUUGGAUGCCUGGGGCUCCUUCCCGUUCUUUCCUGUUGCCAUGAUUGAAACGUCGGGGGCUGUGCACUGCCUGAGUCACUGCAAUUCACCAGCUUAAUAGACACACGACGCAGAGCGGGUGCAGGAGCGGAUCUUGCGCGUGCGAGGGGACCGCGCCGGCGCGCUGGACAUGAACCUGGAGGGCAGCAGCCGGGGCGGCGAGUUCGGCAUGAGCUCCGUGAGCUGCGGCAACGGGAAGCUCCGCCAGUGGCUGAUCGACCAGAUCGACAGCGGCAAGUACCCGGGGCUGGUGUGGGAGAACGAGGAGAAGAGCAUCUUCCGCAUCCCCUGGAAGCACGCGGGCAAGCAGGACUACAACCGCGAGGAGGACGCCGCGCUCUUCAAGGCUUGGGCGCUAUUUAAAGGAAAGUUUCGGGAAGGCAUCGACAAGCCAGACCCUCCUACCUGGAAGACACGUUUGCGAUGCGCUCUGAACAAGAGCAACGACUUCGAGGAGCUGGUGGAGCGGAGCCAGCUGGACAUCUCUGAGCCCUACAAGGUGUACAGGAUCGUCCCCGAGGGGGCCAAGAAAGGAGCGAAGCAGCUGACCCUGGAGGACCCGCAGGUGCCCAUGAGCCACCCGUACAGCAUGCCAGCUCCUUACUCCUCGCUCCCAGCCCAGCAGGCUCACACCUACAUGAUUCCGCCCCACGACCGAGGCUGGAGAGAGUUCGUCCCUGAUCAGCCCCACCCGGAGACCCCGUAUCAGUGUCCUGUGACCUUCGGGCCUCGCAGCCACCACUGGCAAGGCCCAGCCUGUGAAAACGGUUGCCAGGUGACGGGAACCUUUUAUGCUUGUGCCCCGCCCGAGUCCCAGGCUCCCGGGAUCCCCAUAGAGCCAAGCAUAAGGUCUGCCGAAGCCUUGGCCCUCUCAGACUGCCGGCUCCACAUCUGCCUGUACUACCGGGAAGUCCUGGUGAAAGAGCUGACCACAUCCAGCCCCGAAGGCUGCCGGCUCUCCCACGCCCACACCUAUGACGCCAGCAGCCUGGACCAGGUCCUCUUUCCCUACCCGGAGGACAACGGCCAGAGGAAGAACAUCGAGAAGCUGCUGAGCCACCUGGAAAGGGGCGUGGUCCUCUGGAUGGCCCCCGACGGGCUUUACGCCAAGAGGCUGUGCCAGAGCAGGGUGUACUGGGACGGGCCCCUGGCACUGUGCAGCGACCGGCCAAACAAGCUGGAGAGAGACCAGGCCUGCAAGCUCUUUGACACGCAGCAGUUCUUAUCAGAGCUGCAAGCCUUUGCUCACCACGGCCGGCCUCUGCCAAGGUUCCAGGUGACGCUGUGCUUCGGGGAAGAGUUUCCAGAUCCCCAGAGGCAACGGAAGCUCAUUACUGCUCACGUCGAACCUCUGCUAGCCAGACAGCUGUAUUAUUUUGCUCAGCAAAACAGUGGACAUUUCCUGAGAGGCUACGACUUACCCGAGCACGUCAGCAGCCCCGAGGAUUUCCACAGGCCCAUCCGCCACUCCUCCAUCCAAGAGUGAGAACGCCAAGACCAGAGACGUUGCUUCAUUGUAAAUGAAGAGAACAGCUGACUGAGCCCCUACUUUUUCUUUUGAGGAAUGUGGAAAUUGGGGCUUCAGUCCCACACGUGAGGAAAACAUUUGUAGAAAAUGAGCUCCAUUUAAUUGACAGAUGAGCUUUUUCCAAAAGGAAGAAUGGUUCAGGGUCUUCUGUAGACCCUGACGAUAAUGUGAAAACUCACUAAAGUGUGUUUACAUUUUCUGAAAUGCCAUGUCCGGUUUGAUGUGGACUCUUUCUUGCGUGAAGACAGAGAAACCUGUGUUUCAGUGCUGGCCACUAAGGACGGCAUGAAGGCGCCCAAGUGCCAUUCUGUUUCUCAGGGAAGAAAAACCUAAGUUUGAGUCUGCUCUGCCCACAGGAGAAAUGCACCGACACCUGUGGACGGCAGCUCUGUAGGAAACGCUUGCUGAUAGAAGGACACAGCCUCAGCCCUGGGGGCCCCUCCCCAGGGUGGCCCCCGCCCACCUGCCAUCCACGCUCCCUAUGGCCCCAGAGGCCAGUAGGCGAGACUCCGCUAUGUUUUCUUGAGCCAAAAAGCAUUAGGGCCGCCCUGAAUAGAGCAUUUUGUGUACUAAUGACUGGUUAAGAUAGUUGUCUGUCUUUUUGUCUCUCAUCCUAUAGAAAUUAUUGCUAAAACUUUUUUUUCUUAAAGACAACAACAGAAAAAGACAGAUCAACAAUCCAAGUACUAAAGAUGUAUUUUUGAAACUUGGUCGACAUUUCCUCUCUUGUCCUGCUUGUUUGUUAGGCGACCGGUUACCAUGGCAACACUAAGGGGAGGAGCCCCUACUAGUCCCGGUGGUGAGUCCUGUAGGGAAGGGAGGACAGGGCUUCACAGAUUGAGUAACUGCAGGCUCAGUGAGCUGUUUUUGCUUAUUUGGUAUAUUAUAUGCUUCCUCAUGCCAGUGACGGUUUGACACGGCCUUAAAAAUGCUGGGCUUUUUCCAAAUACAGCUUUUCAUAGAAUUACUCAGAUCUCCACUUGCUUACUUAAAGCUGAUCACUUAUUUGUUGUUCCUUCUGGAAAAGUCGAGAUGUUUAGACUGUGAUGUAGCAGCUGUAUUUUUGUCACUUUGGGGCUCAGCACAGCACUUGGUAGUUCUCUUAUUCUAGUCUAUAUUUUUAAUUCAUUCAACAAACUUGCAUUAGACAGAUUGUAGCUUUUAUCCAGCUUAGUAAGCCAUGAAGCCUGAGAAUGUCGUUUCUUCCUCUUUUUUCUUUUGAAGAAGUUUUUAGGGAUAAAAUAAUACAUAUCAAGCACAGAAAAUAUAAACUGUAUAAAAGGGCAAAAACUAAGUGAACCUUCCUGUUUUCCAGCCCAAAUCCUCCUCCCUAGAGCUGCCCACAAGAAGAGUCUGAUUCUUCCAACACGUUUUACUUUUCUAUGAAUACCCAUAAACUUAAAAGACCUCGGGGGCCGUCCGUGCACUCACUUGAAUGCAGCAUUCUGUUAAUCCCACGACACAGCGUCACCUCUUUCUUGUCAGAGGUGGAGCUUCAGCGUAUCCACCUCGUGGUUGUCAGCACAGUUUAAGGUGGUGCAUUAGCCACUCGGAACAAACACAUUUGGACAGUAGAUUGUAUUCUGUGGUCUGCAGUGCCUUAUGCAUCUUGUAGAUGCGAGUAUUGGGGGUAUAUUACCCCAAGGGGGAGACAGAUGAGCCGCUAGCGCCCAGAGCGGUCGGUGUGUCCCGGCUGUCCGCCCUCCCGCCUCUUCAAGGAGACGCUCAGUUUCAGUUGCUGUUGUGGACCCUUUCCUGUUUCUCCCUUUUCAAACAUUAAGCUGCUUUGACUCUGGAGUUACAUUUUCUGGAAAACGCUGUUGGCCUGGGCCAGGCCCCCUUCCCGCCUCCACACUCAGGUGCGUUGGCGUUCUUUAGUUCUGAGGGAUCCAGAGCGUGAGGGGUAAAUAUGGACUAACUAUGAAACGGUCCCGAUGAAGGAUCCUGACAGCUGUCUCAGGACCUUGAGAAGGGGCCUCCUUCCCUGACAGUGGCCUCGGCAAACCAGAGUUUAGUUUGUUCGCGGUGGAAGAUACUGCAGAGUUUAGGCACUUGUUAUUCGAAGGAGCUUUUAGGUUCGCAGGAGGAGAAAGUGUAGGCCGCAGGGACGUUCCUGCCUUAUUUCUUGUUCUUGAGAUUUAGGAACGCCAUGGGCAGUAACCGGUGUCUUCCGGAACGCUACGGAGAGCUCGUUGAAACCCAGGCUUUGGAAGCCCCCCGGUCACCGAACAGAGCACCCAGAAAGACGGCCCUGUUUGAGGCUGCUCCCCUGGGAGAGAGCCCACCACAGUGUGGGAAUCACCUACGCUGGCCGGGAGCAGAGCGGCAUCCUUGGGGCUCAGGUGUGAACAAGAUCUUCUUCCUGUGUCGCUGCGUGCAAGCCCUGCAGGUCUGCCGUGGGCCGGUGUCCGCGAGGCUGGCCAUGCGGUUGCAUCCACAGGGAAGGCUGCACCAGGGAAGGUGGUUUUUUUUUUUUUUUUUUUUUUUUUGCGUGAGUCAUUUUUUUUAGUAAAAAUCCAGACACAGUUCAAAGCCCCUUCCAUUCCUCUUUCGUCACGUUUCUCCCCUUUCUCGGCGGGCGAAUGCCUCUCUGACGGUGGCGCGCUUCCCUGAGCUCUGUGUUUUAACACGCGGCCCCCUGAACGGCUUGCAGCUGGCUGGCGCCGAUCUCAGUGCCGCUUUCGGGCCGCCCUGCCACAGGCAUCGUUGUGCAGCUUGCCUUUGCCACGGCCCGUCUCAGAGCUGGACCCCCGUCAGCGUGCAGGGGUCUCACCCACCUCUGCUUACUGCGGUGGGAGAGCCGUCACGUGAGUGCAGCGAAGCUCGGCUCUCGCGGUAUUUCUCCUCCCGCCUUUCAGGAGGGCACGCGUGUGGAGCGUGGCUGAAGGGCAGGAGAGACGGCCAACCUCCUCCAGGCUCAGCUCGCAUCUUGCCUGAGCCCUUGGAGACGGGAGGGGCCUGACGGGUCGUGGGUGCUCCCUGUGUCCCGCUCUGCAGGCGGAGGGGCCGGGUGGCUCCCCCACCCCGAGCCGUGCGGUGCAGCCUCCCGGGCGCCUGGCUGGACGUUCCUUGGACAAGCGUCCAGCAUCGUGGCAUGAAUUCCGCUGUAAAUCGCUUUUCAAAGCACACUGGUAUU
Messenger RNA from Physeter macrocephalus (sperm whale), 4878 nucleotides. RefSeq names its product interferon regulatory factor 4 (gene IRF4). NCBI's taxonomy places the organism in Eukaryota, Metazoa, Chordata, Mammalia, Artiodactyla, Physeteridae. Gene Ontology annotation, cellular component: nucleus. The record is from RefSeq and is a predicted model, not a curated record. Gene Ontology annotation, biological process: regulation of transcription by RNA polymerase II; immune system process. Bases 345 to 1700 code for a protein of 451 amino acids. Gene Ontology annotation, molecular function: RNA polymerase II cis-regulatory region sequence-specific DNA binding; protein binding; DNA-binding transcription factor activity, RNA polymerase II-specific. The transcript is spliced from 9 exons.